AUGGCAACCAUAAACUCGGUGCUAGGGCCGUUGGAUACGGCGGACCUGGGAUUCACUUUACCUCAUGAACACCUGAUCGAUUCGUCCGCCGGUAUCCGGGAUACGUACUACGAACUUGAAUUCCGCGACCAAGCCCUGGACAUGGCUUUGGAGUCCUUUAACGAGGCCAAGAGCGGCGGAGUCGACACCGUCGUCGAAGUUUCUCCUAUGGACCUGGGACGGGAUGUUCUUCUCAUGAAGGAAGUUUCGGAAAGAACGGGGGUGCAGUUCAUCUGCUGCACUGGCUGUUGGCUGGAUAUUCCGCGAAGCUUCUGGGGCAGGGACAAGGACUUCAUCGCGGACCUUUUGGGUGCGGGAAAUUGA
Geodia barretti is the source of this 363-nucleotide messenger RNA. The record is from the annotation of a GenBank genome assembly. Lineage: Eukaryota; Metazoa; Porifera; Demospongiae; Tetractinellida; Geodiidae.